CGCGAAGACGAUGGAACCAGAUCCAUAUCAGCUCCAUGGAACAGAUCACACUGGUACGAUGCUAGUCUCGCAUCAGUUGGAAGGAAACAAUUUUCUAUCCUGGAAACGUUCAAUGAUGAUAGCUUUGGGGGCUAAAACGAAGCUCGGGUUCAUCAAUGGAGAAAUCGAACAACCUAAUCUGAAUGAUGAAAGGUAUGCGGCAUGGAGAAAGGUCGAUUGGACGGUACUUUCAUGGAUUCUGAACUCGUUGUCAAAGGAUAUUGCGGAAUCCUUUCUAUAUGCUGAAAACUCCAAGGAGCUAUGGGAGGAUAUUUGUCAGAGAUAUGGAGAGAAUAACGGACCGAUGAGGUACAAGGUGCAGAGGGAAAUUUCAGGCUUAACUCAAGGUAAUAGUUCUGUAAUGGAGUAUUUCAAUAAGCUGAAGAAGCUUUGGGAUGAGUUUGCUUGCAUAGUACCUAUGAGGAUCUGUGAUUGUGAAAAAGGAAAGAUGAUGGUGCAGUUUGAGGCAGAAAAUAAGCUAAUUCAGUUUCUAAUGGGAUUAAAUGAUGGCUAUGAUAAUCUGAAGAAUCAAAUUCUGUUGAUGGAGCCAUUACCUAGUGUUAGCAAAGCCUACUCAAUGGCUUUAACAGCUGAGAGACAGAGAAGUGUCCAGAAUAUGUAUGGAGAGAAGGUAGAGAGUGUUGCCAUGAUGGCUAAAUCAGGAGGUUAUGGGAGAGGAGGAGGAAUGCAGGCUAGGGGAAAUCAUUUGGGAAGAGGAGGAAGUGGAGGACAAUGGAACACAGGGAGAGGAAGAGGAGGUAUGAGAUUGACUAAGGAGGAAAAGGCAAAACUGAUUUGUGAGAAGUGUGGGAUGCAUGGGCACACUAUUGCAACCUGCUUUAAAAUACAUG
Striga hermonthica is the source of this 890-nucleotide messenger RNA. NCBI's taxonomy places the organism in Eukaryota, Viridiplantae, Streptophyta, Magnoliopsida, Lamiales, Orobanchaceae. The record is from the annotation of a GenBank genome assembly.